This is a messenger RNA of Dromiciops gliroides (monito del monte), 3739 nucleotides long. RefSeq names its product serine/threonine kinase 24 (gene STK24). Gene Ontology annotation, molecular function: protein kinase activity; ATP binding. Gene Ontology annotation, biological process: protein phosphorylation. The record is from RefSeq and is a predicted model, not a curated record. Lineage: Eukaryota; Metazoa; Chordata; Mammalia; Microbiotheria; Microbiotheriidae.
UGGGGGGUGCCGGGCUGGGCAGGCCGCCGCCGCCGCCCGCCCGUCCUGCUCCUCGUCCGAGUCGCCUGCCGCCGCCGCCGCCGCCGCCGCGGGGAAGGGGCCCGGCCUGGCCUGGCCCGUCCGGAGCGGCGGCGCAGCCAUGGCUCACUCGCCCGUGCAGCCGGGCCUGCCCGGGAUGCAGAAUCUAAAAGCGGAUCCAGAAGAGCUUUUUACAAAACUUGAAAAAAUUGGGAAAGGUUCGUUUGGUGAAGUGUUUAAAGGCAUUGACAAUCGGACUCAGAAAGUAGUUGCCAUAAAAAUCAUUGAUUUGGAAGAAGCAGAAGAUGAAAUUGAAGACAUUCAGCAAGAAAUCACAGUGCUGAGCCAGUGUGACAGUCCAUAUGUCACCAAGUAUUAUGGAUCUUAUCUCAAGGAUACCAAAUUGUGGAUAAUAAUGGAGUACCUUGGUGGAGGCUCUGCAUUAGAUCUAUUAGAACCUGGAGCUCUAGAUGAAACUCAGAUUGCUACUAUAUUAAGAGAAAUCCUGAAAGGACUCGAUUAUUUGCAUUCAGAAAAGAAAAUUCACCGAGAUAUUAAAGCUGCAAAUGUUCUGCUGUCUGAACAAGGGGAAGUGAAACUUGCCGAUUUUGGUGUAGCUGGACAACUGACAGAUACCCAAAUAAAAAGAAACACCUUUGUGGGCACCCCAUUCUGGAUGGCACCUGAAGUCAUCAAGCAGUCUGCCUAUGAUUCAAAGAUUGUUUUGUAUUGCAUGGCAGAUAUCUGGUCCUUGGGCCAUAACGGCGAUAGAGCUGGCUCUAAAGGAGAACCUCCUCAUUCGGAGCUGCACCCCAUGAAGGUGUUAUUCCUCAUUCCAAAGAACAAUCCGCCAACCCUGGAAGGCAACUACAGCAAGCCCCUCAAAGAGUUUGUGGAGGCCUGUCUGAACAAGGAGCCGAGCUUUAGACCUACAGCAAAGGAGUUGUUGAAACACAAAUUUAUAAUCAGGAAUGCAAAGAAAACGUCUUACUUGACCGAGCUCAUUGACAGGUACAAGAGAUGGAAGGCUGAGCAGAGCCAGGAUGACUCCAGUUCAGAAGAUUCAGAGUAGAAACAGAUGGGUCAGGCAUCAGGCGGCAGUGACUCAGGAGACUGGAUCUUCACAAUCAGAGAAAAAGAUCCUAAGAACCUGGAGAAUGAGCCGUUCAAGCCACAGGAACUGGAAGAAAUAAGAACUGGUCAAGUACCAAAGAGGCCUUUGUCUCAAUGCUUAUCUACAGUCAUUUCUCCUCUAUUUGCAGCAUUGAAAGAGAAAAGCCAGGCAAGUGGAGGCAACAUGGGAUCCAUUGAAGAACUGAGAGGUGCAAUUUACCUGGCAGAAGAAGCAUGUCCCGGGAUCUCGGACACCAUGGUGUCUCAGCUUGUACAGAGGCUUCAAAGAUAUUCACUGAGUGGUGGAGGAACUUCAUCCCACUGAAGUAUUUUUUGUUAUUAGGAGUUUUUGUUUUUCCUUCUUUCUCUUUCUUUUUCUAUUUUUUAAAACAAAUCAAGAAGACCCUGUGGUGACUCCCAUGAAGAGGUGUGUGACUGACUGCAGGGAUCAUCUCCCAUGGCCAGAGGAGGGAGAGCUGUCCACAGAACAAACAUUCCUCAAUGUGCCACAGCAAGAUGAAGUCUCCCAGCUGGGUGGUGUGUCAGCUCCUUAAAGCUAGUUUUAUUUUGUUAUUGUUGUUAUUGUUGUUUUUAAUUUUAACCACAGUGCAUAUAUUCAAGAGAAGUCUCUUUUCAAAAAAAGACAAAAACAAAUAAACCAACCCUGAAAUGUAUAUUUGGGAUUGUGAUAAGGCAACUAAAGAUAUUGUGAAACCUCAGGUAUCCUGCUUUAAGUUGAUAACUCCCACAGGAGAUGGAGAAUCGCUCUGUUGGAUCUGUGUACAGAUUUGUAUAUAGUGUCAUUUUGACUGAAACCCUUUCAGCGUGCAUAAGAAAUCACUGUGUACAAAAUGGCCAAGUGCUUCUGUAGAUAAUAUUGGUGGAGUAAAUAUUUGACAGGCCAUAACUGAGUAUAUUGCCUUGCCUUUAUUACUUGUACAUUUUGAAUGAUGUGACCAGUGAUUUGGGUUUGAUUUGGUAUCUGCAGGGUUUGCCAUUGAAUAAUAAUUAUGCCCUCCUAUGGACAACUCCUGUUCAUACCUGAACAAAUGCAGAAUUUUCCUUUUUUUUUUGACCCCCAUAUGUCUUUUGGUACACACAGAGGUUGCUUUCAUUUUUCAAUGAUGGUACUAUUUCUCAGUGUUUUAAAUUGGAACGCGGCUAGCCUCACAAAGCUUUAAAUUAUUUUAAGUUCUCCCCUUACCCCCAAAAUAAGUAUCCUCAUUUCACUUUGGUUUUAAAUUGUACACUGCCAAUUUUGCCACCAGAUGUAUCAUCCCUUUCAGUACUCUAUUCUGUUGAACCUUGUAGUAGAAUCUGAAUAUCAUCUUUCCCACCUAAACAUGUCUGAAUGCUUACAUGAAUAAAUUUUAUAUUACACCAGUUUUGAAAAAUCUCCUUGAAAUGUGACUGAGGAAAGUUGUUUCCUUCCACUAUUUCCUGUCUUGUGUGUGUAUGUGUAUGUGUGUGUGUGUGUGUGUGUGUGUGUCUGCACGUGUGUGCAUGCGCAUAUACCCUCAAUUUUUGAAGGAAACCAUACGGAAGACUACUAAAAGAACUGGCCAGUUUUAAAACACUGAAUCUUAUUUAGGCUCUUGCGCAUUUUCUUGAAGAGAUGUGGAUGAAUGUUGCCUGUGUUUUUGACAGAUACUUGUGAGAUUACUGUACUCAUUUCCUUUAAAACCACAGGUCUAAUUUGGACAGUCUGUCAGUCAUUGUGUUUUUCCCAGUGUACACUGACUUCUUGCGGAGACUACCCUUCCAAGGGUACAAAGAAACUCUUGGUUUCCCUAGAUAGGGGAGGAUCAUUGAAUUGCUUUAGGGUUUCAUUACUAAACGUCUUAACAUAAAGUUGUAUUGAUGUUGGCUCUUUUGUUUCUCAUACGUUUUAAAGAGUGUUGGGUAUCUCAUUGCCUGUCCUUGUGUUAAAGCUAGAAGGCAAGGAAUUCCUGAACACACUUAAGUUGUAUGAAAAGCUUAGGCACGUGAGGCACCUAUUGACUUAGGGCACUAUGUACUGUAAUGAUGAGGAAAAAAAGAUUCCCAAAUGGUUUUCAGGUGCUUGGGCAUUACCUGAAUGAAGGAAGUGCUGUUUUUUUAAACUCUGCCUUCAAUUAUAAUGUGAUAUUAGAAACAGACCUUGGUUGAGCCAUGAAUUUCUGUGUGGGAUACUUUUUGAUUAUGGGAAAUAAUCUAGUUGUGCCUCUGCCCUUGACAAUAUUACAACAGCUAUUUUAUCCUGACCAGCAAUUCUGGGCCUAUUUCAGCCUAUGUUGCUGAGUCUAUAUGGUCAUAAUUAGCUUCCAUGUGCCCACGUAUAUCCUAAAUUUCCGUCGAGUUCGUUUGAAGAAGUAGGGGCCACUAAAAGAAACAAAGAGCUAUUUUUCUCUGGGAGCUAUGUGUUACUAGCAUUGUUUUAAAGGUAAAUGGAAACAUGGCUGUUGUGAAAGAAUUUAUAAAACUAUUGAAACUUAAAAUGAAUAAAGGACAAUCACUAUACUUUUCAGUGCUGAGGCCAGUCUUAAAGUAAAUUUUGUUCUGAAGGGCCAGGCUUAUUAUUCAGGCUUGAUAUUAAUUGUUAAAUAGUCUUUAAUCAAUUUAAAAUGAU